This is a messenger RNA of Symbiodinium sp. CCMP2592, 5619 nucleotides long. NCBI's taxonomy places the organism in Eukaryota, Dinophyceae, Suessiales, Symbiodiniaceae. The record is from the annotation of a GenBank genome assembly.
AUGGAGAGCCAGGAUGAUUCGGAGGUCGGCACAGCCGACGCUGGGCAGCCUCGCUCGAGGUCACUGUCCUGCUUUGCUGCACUUUGGCGCGACACGCAGACGAAAGUGCUGAAGGGCUACCGUCCAGAGCAGCUCAGGCGCUCCCUAGCCUUUGGUUUGCUGGCGGCCUAUCACAACUACGUUUUUCUUGCGGCGGCACUUAGCAUAGUGAUACUGAGUGGCAAUUUGAUCCUUGCGUGGUUCAUCAGCUGGUUCCAAGAAGUCCGCAAUCUCGAAGGAGCGCUGGAUCCGGGCAAGGUGUCUUUGGGUUAUUACCUGGCAGUUCUACUUCGGUGCUGGCUUCUGAUUCACCUGUCUGCAGAGCUGCUUCGCUGCACCAUCUGGUUGGUUGAGGACUGUUGGGAAGUGCAGACUUUUCAGACAUACCGGCGAAUCUGUACGGGUGCAGCUUUUCUGAAGAUGCGCGAAGCACAGCCAGUUCCUGCUAUUGCGAAACAGCUAUCAUGCAGUGGCUGGGUGCAUGGAAGUUCUUGGCAGUGGUGGCUGGAUCUACUGAUUCAGGCGCUGAUAUAUGCGACCAUAGAUGUGGUUCCCUUAGUCUUCGCCGUGCCUUCACUCUUUCGCCUUGACUUGGUGAGCUUUCUAAGCUCUCUUUUUGCUACUGCAUGCUCUGCUGGGGUCGUGCAUGUGAUGAUCCUCUAUGCUGCCUGGACAGUAUCGGAUGCGGUUGCAAAGGUGGUGGCGUGGAAUGCAUUGCGAAUCUCCGACUCUGACAUCCUGCCUUUGCCGCCCGGCGAAGUUCUGCGAGAGCCACAGGCCGAUGAACCCGAAGAUCCCCUGGGACCUGCCAACUUCUGCGCCCUAUUUGGUGGCAUCUUGCAGUUGGGCUGGGUCGUGAUCUUGAAAGCAGUGUUUUUUUCUGCGUUGGUGAUCUUUGCAAUACAGAGAGAUAUGGCAGAUGAAAACCCAUUCUGGCUGGUAGCUGCGCUCCUCCUCGGUGUGGCUUUCUGGCAUUCUAGCUUCGCCCAAGGCCUGCAGCUUCUGGCAGGCUGGCUCGAAAUGUCUUCGUGGAGGUCUUGCUUGCCAUGCAACACGGCUGACGAAGAAGGUGAGACACUUUCCGGUGAGGGCGAUGCUAGGUUCCUGUGUGUGCCAGUGCAGCUCGCGGCUAAGUUGCAAGCGUGGGGAGCUGCGCAUGCUGGUCUUUCAGCAACCGCUUUAGCAGGCCAGUAUGAGCUUGCCGUUUAUGCUUUGUUGCUGCAGCUCGCGCUGUUCGGCAACUUCAAGUGGGUUGAAGGGGGCAUCUUCAUUCUGCUCCUCAUCAUUUUGCUCUUGUUUAGACGGGCGACACUGCUUCGUUUGGGCAAUUGGUGUGCUUUCUUUGGUCUACUCGAGAGCACUUUCUUGGUGGUGUUGGCAGUAGCCAUGAAUGCGGCCUACUCGGGAUGUGCAGGAGGUGGGGCUGUCCUCGUGCUGGCCUUGCUCUUGCAAUGUACGCUCAUGCGGGAAGAACUCCGAGCUUGGCGUGUUUGGCGGGCUGUCAUCUUGGGGCUUCACUGCAGCUUAGUCCUGGUGGUGGCCCUUUGCAUGUGGUCCAUGCAGGGUGGAAGUGGUUGGACAGAGCAUCGAGCUCAGCCCAGAGUUGGAGUGAGCACGUACCCCUGGUGCGAUCUUCAGUGGCCCUUGGGACAAGGCUCCGGUCGCUAUUUAACUAUUACCAAUUUCGCUGACAUCUGCGCGAUGACGAACCUCCCAGGCUCGGAUUUCAAUGCCACCCUGAAGUCGCAGUUUCCGGGAUGGACGCUCGUGUUUGAGAGACGUGCAGGGAACUCCCGGUCAGACAAAAGCCGCGACGGAUAUUACGACUGGACGACCUUCUUUGAGCUGGCAGAUCCGCAGAACGAAUCCACGCUGUUUGCAGUUCGUGGGACCCAGAGUCCGCUGGAAGUGCUGCAGGAUGUGAACAUAUUCACGCCGGUUGUGCUCACACAGAUUGCGGCAUUCUUCGGCCCGGACCUCACGUCCUCCGUGACCAAGACGGUCUUCUCACUGUUUUCAGGGCUCCCCAGCAUUGACAAAGACUUCUUCCAGGCUUUCCUGGCGCAUGUGCGCGCCCGAGUGAGAAGUGACCCAUCACGCCGGUACUAUCUCACUGGCCACUCUUUGGGUGGAGGCUUGGCGAAGCUGGUGGCGCUGGAGGUGGGACAGCCAUCUGUAACCUUCGCUGCCCCCGGCCUCCGGUACACCUCGCAGAUGCUGCUUUCGAAGGAGGCAAUCUACACCGGCAGCGAGUUGUUGGAGGCAGGGGAACACCUGUCGACAAACGUAGUUCCCGAACACGACCUGGUGUCCCAAAUUGACCAACAGCUGGGUGCACAGCUUGGGGUGGCCUGUGUGCUUACCUGGAGGUUAUUCGAGCACCUCAAGCUACUCUUGUUGGAAAGGCCCUGGACCACGGAAGUGCACAAGCUGCCCGUGUCACAGCUUCUGAGUGACGACGCCGCUGCAGACGCGAUCGCGGAUGAGCUUCGGAGCUAUGGGACAAAGCCUAAACCGUUUUCAUGCGCCAGAGAGCGUAAGAGAGCAUCAGAGUUCCGCUCCUUGGCCGGAACACCGGGGACUGUGCAGCUUCGUACAGGACAGACCAUCUGGGACUUUUAUCAGCAGAACCUCCGGGAACUGCCUGAGUGCUUGGCCAAGAUGCAAGAUCGAGGUGUUCCUGUGGAUGCUUCGACUCUCGAGCGUCUGGAGGACAUAUCCCGCGGAGACCUGGAAAAGAAGACGAGCCUCUUGCGUGAGACAUUGAAGUCCAUCCGCAAGCCUGAUGGAAGUGUACUUUGCGAAGAUGUGUCUGCCAUCAACAUCAACAGCGCGCAGCAGCUCCAGACCCUGCUGUUUGGAGGCGCGAGCAACAAGUUCAACUCCUUCGAGACUUUGGAGGCGACGCGCACCUUCCAAUCUGCCGAGGCCUCCGGGAAGAGGAAAUUCGAGCUGUCGAGCUUGGGCCUGGAGCCAGGCAAGAAGAAGAUUGACUUUACCCACAAAGGCUGGCCCAGCACUCGCAAGGAAGUCAUGGCCCGCCUUCGCAGCGGUGGAGAGGUCGCGCGCCAGCUGACGGAAGCUGGAUUCAAUGAGGAAGCGUUGGGCAAUGUGGAAGCGGCGCUUGGUUACUUGUCAGAUUGCAAGCAAAUCGAGACCACUGCCCGCAUGCUGAAAGCGCUGCGGACCGCCGUCGUGAAGGAUCGGAUCCAUCCCUCCUGGCAGUUCGCCACCUCCACCGGGCGCUUGACUUGCAGUCAACCCAAUUUGCACAGCCUGGUUGCAGGGAGCAAGGACAUCUACGGUUUGCGAGCUGCCUUCAAGGCACAGCCAGGUCACAAACUGGUGCUUGCAGAUUACUCCCAGCUUGAGCUGCGCAUCCUGGCCCAUAUCUCCAAGUGCAGGGUCAUGUCGCAAGGUCUGCAUGAAGGCGGCGACUACCAUGCCCAGGUUGCGGCCGAGAUGUUUGACCACGUCCGCGAGGCCGUGGAGAAAGGUGAUGUCACGAUGGACAACACUGGGAUUGAGGCUCAAGAGUCCACGGAUAGGCAGGGAUUAGUUCUGCGCUGCCUUUCCAUCCCCCUCGCAAUCAUGGGGGUCAUGGCACUUCGGCUGCAAGAGUGGGCCUCGCAGAUGCUAGAUGGGGUGAAGUCUCGCUUGUCUAAGGACCUCACUGUAGCAGAUAUGAUGCCCGAGAAGGGCGAGAAAAAAUGCUGCUGCUGUUGCUGCGGCUGCUUCGGCUUCAUCGUCUUCAUUCUCUUCAUCACUUCUUUCCAGCAGGUGAAUCGGCUGCAUGCGGGGCUCCUGAGAAACAGCCUCACCGGUGAGGUGGGCUUAGAGCGAGCAUACUUGCAGGGGCGUUACUUCGUGGGGUUCUGGAACGAGUUCUUGCACUUUCCCACAACUCUCAACACAAUUGAAUUCGCUGACGAAGCAGUCGAAGAAGGAGUGCAACAGCUGGGAAAGCUCAGGUCGCGCGACAAGGACGGCAAGCAGAUUUGGCUAGAUGUGUCUGUCCAGUAUCGGAUCUAUCCGGAAGAGCUGCCGCAAAUCUACAGGGAGAUGACGAAGGUGUACGAAGAUGUCUACAUCUCGGAGCUUCGAGGAGCUCUGCAGCAGGUCACGAAUGAGUUCGCUAUUGACCAGGCUUGGAGAGAUUAUCCCAGCGUGCAGAAGAAGAUGCACGAUGUGUGCAAGGCCGUUCUACUACAACGCCACGCAGAGUGUUGGGGUCUUCAGCUCUGGGGCAUCCGUCUGCAAGUGGAAUACGAGAAUCAGCUCAUCCGGACGCAGGUGAGGAAGCAAGCAGAGGAAACCGCGAGAGCAACGCAGCUUCAGACAGAGUACCGCCAGAAGACCGAGGUCAUACUGGCCGAAUAUGUUGCCAACGUGACAAUCAUCAACCAGAAGGGUGUUGCCGACAAGAACCGGAUAGAACGUGACUCCGUAAGUGCCGCGCAGUCGGCGUUGGUGACAGCACAAGGAGAAGUGCUGAAAAUCGUCCAGGAUGAGGUGAAGCUGAACGCCACAGAAUGGAUGCCCGAACGGAUCAUGACUCCAGAACAGCUUGUACAAUACCAGCGGAUACUAAUGCUGAAGAACAAGAAGAAUGCGAGCCCUGGCUGCAUCUUCUCCAACCCUGAGGCGCUGCGACGUCGCACCACGACAGCAGACGAUGCAGAUGUGCUGGCAGUUCCGCGUGUGAGAGGGCCGCGGUGCAUCUUCUCUGGGUACCGCAUGCUGGCAUUUGUAAGCGGGGCCUUAUAUGGAAUGUUCCAGAGCGCUCAUUGCAUGCGCUUGAGUGAGCAUGCAGUGCUACUUUCUGGGGCCUGCUACCGGUGCACAGAGAGGAAGGUAUUCCGAAAGCUAGAGUCAGCGGAUACAUGGACGGAUGGCACGCUCACCCAGGAGUUUGCUGGCCCGCCGGCACAGUCACCGGCAGCCCCUAGCAAGGCUUUUGCCGUGUUGGUCUUUGCCGUUUCUGCUGCAUAUUCCAAUCGUGAAACACGGUCCGUCUUCCCGGAGGAGCGGAACAGGGCCAAGGCGGUGAACUUUGGCAUCAUAUACGGCAUGACGGACUCACGCUUGGCAGAGGAUUUGAAUAUGCCCCGAGAAGAAGCGACAGCCCUGAUGGAGGCUUGGUUCUCGAGCAAGCCGAUGGUUAGGAGCUGGAAGAAGCGGGUGGAGGACCACGCGCAGCAGGAACGAAUCUCCUUGUCCUUGCUUGGCAGAGAGCGACAUCUGCAUCUUCUUGACGACCAGGCGUCAGCCUAUCAUCGUGAAAAAUCGAAGCGGGCGGCAGUGAACUUCGCCAUCCAGGGCUCUGCUGCCGACAUUGUUACGGCCGUCAUGCUUCAGCUUGAGAACUGCCAAGAGCUCACGAAGAUUGGGUACCACCUCAUCAUGCAGGUGCACGACGAGAUCAUUUUGGAGGGCCCUGAUCAGCACGCUGAAGAGGCAGCUGGAAUCUUGAAGGAGAUCAUGUACACGCCCUUUAAGGACAUCGCGCCAUCCUACGAGUUCCUCGCCCCACUGGAGGUAAACGUCGCUAUCGGGGACACACUUCAAGCGAAGGCAUGA